Molecule: messenger RNA, 779 nt
Organism: Toxorhynchites rutilus septentrionalis
Lineage: Eukaryota; Metazoa; Arthropoda; Insecta; Diptera; Culicidae
Gene: Osi16
Exons: 2
Coding region: 49-771 (240 amino acids)
Source: RefSeq, a predicted model, not a curated record
UACCGAUCGAUUAUUUAUUUCGCUUAUCGACGCAGUGCAAUUUGUGAAAUGGCUUUACUAGCGUACGGUGUGGUGAUGUGUGCUAUCCUGGUGACCGUUUCCGGUUCGUUCAGUGAACAUUCGAAAAAAGCGUGUGAGAACAGGUACAGUGUGACAUGUUUGAAGCUGGACAUUGUUUCGUUUCUGGAACGGAUAUCAGAUCAGAACGAAUACAACAUAGUGUCGGGUGUGAGUGUGGUGAAGGACGCGGAUAAAAAUAUAACCAAAACUUCGGAGAUUAUCGCGGAAGUGUCCAGAAUAUUCCCCACGGACCCCAACAAAAGACUGGAUGAAUUCUUGAUAAUGAGAUUGAACGAUUACCUCAGAAGCCACUCGUUGAGACUCAAGUUGAUGGAUAAAGAAACCGUUGCGAACGCACGUGCCCUUUUCGAAAGUCGCAAGAAACACAACAAGAAAGGACAUUUCCACUCGAUGAUGGCCGCUGCCAUGAUGAUGAAAGGAACACUAACCACGAUUGCCAUCGGAUCGAUAGCACUAAUCGCCGGGAAAGCACUCAUGGUGGGCCUGCUGGCGAUGACAAUCGCAUCGGUAGUCGGAAUCAAAUCGAUGCACGAUGCAGGAAAGAAAUCAGCAACGUACGAAAUUGUGGCGAAACCCGUCCAUGCAUACCCCGAGCAGGAAGAUCUCAGCCGUAUACCCACCGGAUACAGCGCGGGCUGGGGACGAUCACAAACACCGGAGACAUACAGUCACACCGAAAACUCGCACUGAAACCCACC